GGAGCGUUUCUCUGCUGUUAGAGAAAUGGAAGUUUAUAUCGCUAUCGAUUUUGGCACAGCAUUUACUGGUUACUGCUUCAAGUUUUCAGAAUCACAACAGGUUCGGCAGCCUAAAUGGGGUGAAGAGUACAGUCUGUACACUCCAAAAACACCUACCUGCAUUUUGUUUGAUGAAGAUGAAAAUUUUCUAAAGUUUGGCUAUGACGCUGUCAUGACGUACACCAGGCAAACACGGAAAAAUGAAGCAAAGAAGCUUUUCCUCUUCGACAACUUCAAAAUGGAGCUUUUUGGCAAGGAAUUACACAGAGACUUUAUGAUGACUGCCAAAAAUGGGAAAGAAAUGAGAGCUAUGAAAGUGUUCUCUGAGAGCCUGAAAUUCAUGAAAGAUCACGCCCUGGAUAUGAUUGGAAAGCACACAGCUGGAGUAACGUAUUCUGCCUCCGAUGCUACAUGGGUUUUGACGGUUCCAGCCAUCUGGAGUGCAGCAGCUAAACAGUUCAUGAGAGAAGCAGCUACAGAGGCUGGUUUGGUGACAGAAUCUGAGCCUGAAAGACUGAUUGUAGCUCUGGAACCAGAAGCUGCAUCUGUAUGGUGUAAACAGCUCCCAAAGGAAGGUUUUAUGGAAGGAGAUCUUACAGAAGCAGAGAUAAUAGAACAAGUUCCAGGAACACAGUACAUGGUGGUGGACUGUGGAGGUGGAACCAUUGACAUCACGGUGCAUGAGGUGGUGGAAGGGGGUCAUCUAAAGGAGCUGCACAGGGUAUCAGGAAAUAACAUGGGUGGCCAGACAGUGGACAAGAACUUCAAAGCAUUCAUCAGAGAGAUCUUCUCUGAAAAGGUGUUUGAUGAGUUUGAGAAACAUCAUCCCAGUGAGCUUCAGCGGUUGAUGUAUGAUUUUUCCAUCUGUAAACGAUAUGAUGGAGAGGUGCUGGUGCAGUGUCCAUACAGUUUACAACAGAUAGCCAGUAAAGUAGAUGACAUAGAAGCCUACUUUAGCAGAGACAACGAUGUUGACUGGGAAAGUGGACAAAUACUGCUGUCAGGGGCAAAGCUGAAAGAUCUGCAUGAGGAUAGUGUUAGGGGCAUAGAAAGCCUGAUGAAAGAAAUAUUGAAAAAGCCCACACUGAACAUCAGAUACAUCUUCUUAGUUGGAGGCUUUGCCCUGAGUCCUUACGUGAACAGGUUUGUCAAGGAGAAGUUUGGGUCUAAGUGUCAGGUGCUCUGCCCUGUGGAUGCUCAAAUGGCCAUUGUGAACGGAGCUGUUAUGUUUGGCAUGAUGCCAAAUGUGGUGGAAUCACGGAUCAGUGUUUUCACUUAUGGGAUCGCAGUCGUGCACUUUUUUGAUAAGAUCAAACACAAGGGCAAGAGCAAAUAUGUCAGCAAGGAUGGAGUUCAUUACUGUGAUGUUUGCUUCCACUGCCUAGUGAAGAAGGAUGAGUCCAUUCCUUUUGAUGAAGCUGAACAGUACAUAUUUAAUGCACUUGAGAUAGAUCAAAGAGAACUGCCCUUCAGUUUUUACUGCACUGAGAAGGAAACUGCUGAGUUUGUAGAUGAGGAGGGAAUGAGGAAGAUUGGAUCUUUAGUAGUGUCAAUGCCAAAGAUCUCACAGGGCAGGAAUCGUUCAGUAAUCCUUGAAAUCAAGUUUGGUUUCACUGAGAUGCAGGCAACCGCCACGGAUGUUGAUUCUGGUGAGACCACUUCAGUCAAAAUGGACUUCAUGUCCAAGUAAUUAAUGUCAUCCAGAAAUGUAAAGCAUUUGUUUGCAACAUUUGGCUGAUGCUCUUAUCCAGAGCAACUUACAAUGUGAUCAUUCUACAGAGGAAGGCAAAGGUAGUGUUGGGAGUCUUUUCUAAGGACUCUAAUUUGUACAGUACAGGGUGUUUACCCAGGCAAGGAUUAAACCCCAGUCUACAGCAUAAGGUACAGUUUUAACCACUAAACUACACCAACCACCUGGUACUAAUGAUGCAAAUAAAUUUAUUUCCAGAAAUUACAUUAUGUCUGAUAUUGAGUUCAGCAAGAAUUGUGUAAAAUAUUAUUUUAUAACAGAACAAUUGAUUAUAUAUGUAUAAAAAAACCCUAAAGAUUCCUAAUUAGUUAUGAAUUUUUAAAGAAGAGUGGUUCUCUCUUCCUGCACCGGGCAUGCCCGCUGAGACUGAGAGAUUCUAACAGGACAGGUGUGAUCCGCUCUCUGGUUCCUCUUCAUAAACGGACCAAAAACGGCCGGUCCUUUCAGAAACUUACAAAAUGUCUAUAUGCAAAAUAUUUAUGUGUCUAUGUAUGUAUUUGUUGAAACUGAAAUAAAUUCAAGGAUCAAAGAGGCAAGUGAAAUAUAUUACAGAUAAUAUAUAUGAGAGAUCUUGUGU
Pygocentrus nattereri (red-bellied piranha) is the source of this 2366-nucleotide messenger RNA. RefSeq names its product heat shock 70 kDa protein 12A-like. The coding region runs from base 26 to 1729 and encodes 567 amino acids. The transcript has 4 exons. Gene Ontology annotation, molecular function: ATP-dependent protein folding chaperone; ATP binding. The record is from RefSeq and is a predicted model, not a curated record. Lineage: Eukaryota; Metazoa; Chordata; Actinopteri; Characiformes; Serrasalmidae.